Messenger RNA from Morone saxatilis (striped sea-bass), 2156 nucleotides. RefSeq names its product inositol polyphosphate-5-phosphatase A (gene inpp5a). Gene Ontology annotation, biological process: phosphatidylinositol dephosphorylation. Gene Ontology annotation, molecular function: inositol-polyphosphate 5-phosphatase activity. The record is from RefSeq and is a predicted model, not a curated record. Lineage: Eukaryota; Metazoa; Chordata; Actinopteri; Moronidae.
GUAGAAAGAGAGAAGAGGUGAAACUGAAGGAAGAGAGUUCAGCUGCAGGGCCAGGUCAUGGGGAAACACCAGCACCCGAACCCUUGCAUGCAGCUUCAGCUUCCCGGGCCUCCGCUUGAACGUUUCAUCGACGUCAGCAGAUGGUCCGCCAUCUUUAACAAGCUUGUCGUGUGUCCAGCGUCUUCGUCUUGCCCAAGUUUUGACCACUGAGGGCUGUUGUGGUGUUUCUGAGGCGUGACUCAUCCACUCUGGGUUUGGUUGAGGUCUGGGCCGAGCCACUUUGUUGUGGAAAUCCAGCACCCUCGCCACUGUUUAUUUUGGAAGUCUGGUUUUCUGGCACUCUGUGAAGGUCAAUGCCGAGGGGAACCAUUAAAUGAGAGGACUACUUGGGAGUUAUAUUCUUGAUUUGGACAUAUUUUGGCUUUCUGUUGGAAGAGCGGGGGAGAGUCUGCUUUGUCCUGUUUUGGGCUUGCCUGACGAGCUAUGAUGGAUUUAACCUAUUUCUGUGUGACACGGAUCCCCAUGUUGAUAUUUCUGCUCCACAUGGUACAGGGAACAUGACAGAAAGAAUUGUUGCGGGGCUUCUCGGAGAUAUUUUAAUGGGGUCCUGGUGGAAACGGAAACUGACCCCUCUUUAUCCUCCCCCCUCCGCCCGCCCCCGGUUGCUCACUCUUUUUCUUCCCCUGUUUUUUUUCUCUUUCCAUUCUCACUCUCUCUCAAGCGCUCCCACAGCAGGAAGAACCCAAUUAUAGAGAUAUCGGGCCCAUGCUGAAAACGUGAUAGCCUGUGAAAUGUCUUUGGCGUCACACAGAGACAAUGUUUGUCCUGCCCCAGUGCAAACAGGAUGCUGUGUGCAGGAGAGCGUCGCGAGAUAAGAACAGACAACGGCAAGAGGGAAAGACCAAAAAAAAAAGGCAACCAAGGGGGCAGAGGACAGCAUGGACAGACAGAGGAAAACAGCUGGGAGACUGAUGAUGCAGAGAUGAUCUGAUGACCCUAAGAAAGACAGAAGUAGAGCAAUAGUACAGUUACAGUAUCACCAGAACAGUGCGAUUCUUUUACAGGAAGUAGAAGGCCGGAAAAUCUACAGAAAACAUGGCUGAGGGAGUUUUACCAGACAGUGCAGUCACAUAAGCCUCACUUCUUGGCAGUGCACUGUCAAGAAGUGGGUGGGAAGAACUAUGAGGCAUCCAUGUCACACGUGGAUAGCUUUGUCAAGGAGCUGUUGUCCAGUGAUGCCAUGAAGGAGUACAGCAGAGCUCGCGUCUACCUCGAUGAGAACUACAAAUCCCAGGAGCAUUUCACAGCUCUCGGAAGUUUCUACUUUAUCCACGAGUCUUUGAAAAACAUCCACCAGUUUGAUUUCAAAGCCAAGAAAUUCAAGAAGGUGGUAGGGAAGGAGACCUACUCAGAGACACUAGAAAGCACACCCUCACUGGAGAAGGAGAAGUUUCCACAGGACUACUUUCCUGAGUGCAAGUGGUCCAGAAAGGGAUUCAUCAGAACUCGAUGGGCCCUGCCUGACUGGAUCACGGACCAGCGGUUUGAGAGGUUGCCAUAUUUCGUCUUUGGGGACUUUAACUUCAGGUUGGACUCGAAGCAGGUUAUUGAGACUCUCUGCUCCACUGCCACCAUGCAGACAGUCAGAGCCGCAGACACCAAUGAGGUCGACAAGCUAAUAUUCCGAGAAAGUGACAACGACCGAAAGCUUUUAGAGUAUGACAAAGAGCUGUCGGUGUUCAAGGAUCGGCUGCAUGAACUGGAGAUCUCGUUCCCACCCAGCUAUCCGUACAGUGAGGACAGCAGUCAGGGGAAGCAGUACAUGAACACCAGAUGCCCCGCCUGGUGUGACCGAAUCCUCCUCUCUGCUUCUGCCAGAGACCUGGUCUUAAAGCCUGAAAAUGAAGAGAAGUCUGUAGUCUAUGAUAACAUCGGGCCCAAUGUCUGCAUGGGGGACCACAAGCCUGUCUUCCUGUCCUUCCGAAUAACAGCGGGGGCAGGGAAGUGUUGCCAAAGGGGGGAGAAGAUAUUCCGUGAAGCGCCUCUGUGAGAACACCAGAGAAACAAACAGGACACCAACAUACACGCACACACACACACACACACACGCACACUCAAACACGCGCGCACACACACACACACUCAAACACGCACAC